AUGGCGAAAAAAUAUAUUGCCUCUAUUGUUGUAAUAGAACUUUUAGUGGAAUCCCCAUAUUUAUUAAAAUCUAUCGAUGAUCCAUCAUUAGACCUUGUUCUCAAACUUAAAGUAUCACUUGUCUUUGUUCCAUCACUUCGUAUUUCUUCAUGCUUUUCUAAUAAUAAUAAAAUAAAAAACUUAAUUCUAAAAAAUAUAUUUCUUCUUGCGCGAGAAGGCGGGAUAAAAAGUUUUCUUACUAGUUAG
Messenger RNA from Dentiscutata erythropus, 246 nucleotides. The record is from the annotation of a GenBank genome assembly. Lineage: Eukaryota; Fungi; Glomeromycota; Glomeromycetes; Diversisporales; Gigasporaceae.